AUGACGGCCUCAGACACAUCAGAUACGGAGGUCGAUGACUUCGGCGAAGACUACGAUCAAGACAGUGCUGACACGAGCGCAGAUUCUGACUCUGGGGUUUGCUGCACUCACAAUCCCACGCGGCGUCGCUCCUCUAUUAGAGAAAUGGUGAGCGAGGCAACACAUCAGAACUUUCUGUCGCAUAUUCAAGCGAGCAUCUCUGUUCUGUUCGGCGCCCACAUUCAUGUGGAGGCCGAUGCAGAGGAGCGCCCGACGCUGACGGAAGACACCAAAGAGUUACUGGGUCCCUUGGGCAACCUGAAGCUGGGGCUGACAAGCGCCAAGGAGAAGAUCAACUCCCUGAAGACCAUGGGCUUGAAGUAUCAGACAAUGCAUCACACCUUCUGGUCGAAUUUGGCUUUGGCCUUCUGGCUUGGCUUUUGGAUUGCCUUCGUCGGUCUGCCCAAUUAUGCUCUUAGUGCACGGAAAUUCGUUUAUGGUGAGACAGAGAAGACCGCAGAGUUAUUCCAAGCGCGGGGAAAGCCUUGGGAGCACUACUGGUGUGAUCUCUCAAACAGUGGUCUGUCAAAUGAGGAUUUGUUGGACGUGAAGGAUUGUACGACAACGAAUGACUUGCAGCAGGCAGACUUUGAGGGCCAGGCUUUCUUAAACACCACAAGUAGCCUCGACGGGAAAGUCUGCGGCUAUCGUCCCGGGCGUCGGUACUUUGGCUUUUUCCGGCGUUUCUGGAUCGGAAAUGCGCAAGGCAACUAUUUUCCCAAGAUCGACGGUAACGAACCUGUGUACAUUCCACCAGUCAACGCAACCUUCGUCACUUCGGAGGAGGAGAUCCUGGCGGACGGCGGCGAGAAGUGCUUGAAGCUGUGCGAGCAAAAGGGUAGCUGCUCACUUUGGUCUUUCAAGAGCCAGUCGAAUGGCCACAUUGUUGGGGGCAUUUGCCACUUCUUCAACAGCACGGCUGUCAUUGACACUCGCCUCACCUACAACUGGCAGCAGUGGUUGGGUGGAAGCUGCGAGUCAAAUGCCAAGAAGGAAUAUUUCUGUCCCGACAACGCCUAUGGAAGGAUGUGGAACUAUGCCCCAAUCACACAGAAGCCGAGGUUGAGUGCCUGGAACAGCUCUGCUGCCGCCCCGCCCUCCACCGGAAGCUCGGACCCUGAGCUGUGGUGUGGCCUGCUGCCAGAGAAGUGGUCAGAGACCUGGCCCAAUGUGGUGCAGAUGGUGGUCUUCUCCGUCUUCGGGGGCACUGGCACCACGAUACAGCUCUGUUGGCAGGGCUUCGUCGGCACCUUCUGCGCAUGCCUCAACUGCUUUGUGAUGUCCCUGCUCUUUCCCGAAGGUGGCAAGGGAGCCGUUUGCACCACAGUGCAGAUGGGCUUGGGCAAAUGCGCUGAAGGAGAGAUGGUGUACUCCUCGCCGGGCUACCAACCCUGGAUCGGCUGGCUGGAUACCUUGGGCGUACUCUUCUUGUUCAUGGUCUCCAACUCACAGAUCAACACCAUCAAGUUCGGCAUGUCGUGGCACUUCUACUUCAUGAUGGACUUCAUAGAUCCCGAGACUGGCCGUAGCACCUGCCCAUCGUAUGACAAGGUCUUCUUUGACAUGAUUUGCAUGAGCGAGUACUGGUUCGUGGUUCUAGUGACCACUCUCUUGGGCUGCUUCUUUGCUGUGCUUGUCACGUUUGUUCCCUUUCCGCUGUUCAACACAAGGAAGGGAUACUCCGAGCUUGCUACAGUGACAAAUGCAGUGAGCAGUGUUUGGACAGAAGCAGUUGAGUACAUUUGCGGCGACCGGAAGACGGCACAGCGCUUCAGACUAGAAGCAAAGAUCGAUAUGAUCGGCGCUCUGAACAUGACCAUUGACAGCAACCUGAAGGCGGCCUGGUGGGAGUCGGCAUUUCUUUGCCGCUACGAGCCCAAGCGCCAGCAGCUUUUGACAAUCCAGCAGAAUCUUCAGGAUGUCUUCGAUGUGCUGCCAGCAGUGAAGUCAUGUGUGUUGAACGAAGACUUCGGAGGCAAGCAUCAGGAGUUCAUCAACAAGAUGAAGCCAAAACUGCAGGCAAUCUCGCAGGAGGCCACGGCCCUCAUGGAGCAAUGUACAGGUGCGCCAAAUGCGCCAAAGAAACUUCGAAAGACCCUGCUGCAAGCCAUUGCAGAGUCUGCUCAGCACAUCAGAAGGCUACAGCGUGAUCUAGUCAAAGUCUACCGAGACACGAGCCUCGAUCCAAGCGUCGACUUGGCUGACGAGACCAUCUUGGUCUUCGGCCUCUCAUUUGUGGCAAGAAAAGCUGCAGACCUCAGCAGCAUCAUCAAUGAGGAGACGACUUGGUCCUGCUGGCGUUGCGACAAUCUGAAGCUUCUUUGCAGAGGUGCCUGGGAAGGGUUUGUGAACACCUGGUCUCCGAGCAAGAUAUUUUGUCGUGAACAUCUUGAAUUUGCAGUGCGGAACUUCGUGGGAAUGGCUGUUGUGUUCUUCCUCGCGAUUGCGCUUAAGAACUACAUCUUUGUUCGGUACUCUGCUAUCAUGCCGGCCACUCUGGCCCUGCUCAUCUCCCGAUUCUCCAGCUCAGCCUUCACCAACAAUCUCCACCGACUGCUGGGAGUUCUGCUGGGGAAGGUUCUGCCCAUUCUCAUCCUGUCGGGUCUCUCAACAUUGAGCUGUGGCGCUGCCUUUCGCUCUCUGGCCGCGUUCUUCUGCAUUUGGAUCUAUAUCACUGUUUUCUCUUACAUGUACUACACGUCGCAGACCUGGUCCUUAGUGGGAUGCUUGGUCGCUGGAUUUGGUGUGUACCCCCUCCUGACGCCCUGCGUCAACGGCAAUAGUAUAGAUCCCGAGACCUUUCAGUUGCGGUACUCGGAGCUUGGUCAAAUCACCAUGGCUCUGGCGGUGCAGCUGGCAGUAGAUUCCCUUCUGAAGCGGGAAGGACCUGCAGAUGUGGCAGUCCGGGAGCUGAAGCACUUGCUGCAUCGUAUUUUUUUGGGCUAUGACGGCCACAAGUCUGGGCUACAAGCAAUCUUCACGAAAGAUUUGCCGGAGCUGCAGCUGGCGCUGCGGGAGGCGCACGACUGCAUGGCCAAGGCCAAGACGCUCUGCGUGGAGGCAGAUCCAAAGAUGCAGAUCGUCUCCGGGCCCUACACGCCCUUUAAGAUUGAGCUCUACAAGAACGCACUUGAGAAGCUGCAAGGCUGCAUGGUUUGCUUGAACCUGCUCAUCAUGAGUGAGAAGACGUGGGCUGUGAACGAGUCUGUCCGAGAUGUCGAUGCGCACGACGAAACUCAGGAAACAACGGACUACACAGAUCCCACAUCUCAUAGCAUCCUGGAGAUCAUGACAGCAUCUUCUCUCUUCCAAGCGGUGGAGGAUGAGUUCCUUCGCUACGCCGUGAUGACCUCACAGGCGCUGGAGGCAAUCCUGAAACACCGGAUUGAGGCGAAGCUGGAGCAUACGGAUGUGGAGGAGUUGAUGGGCUGCGAGAAGAUGAUUGAUUCUGGUUUUACAUUUGAGAAUUUGGACAGGUAUUUGUCGGAGGUGUCGCAGCGAACAAGGGGUAUUCGAACGGAUAAGUAUGAGCUGACGAACAAUCUUCAAGCAAGGAUUGUGGUGGCGAUGCGUUCUUUUGUGGGGCUGUCAACAAGAUUAGCGGAUAUCCACUCGCUAUGUUUGAAGGCCAACAUCACCUGA
Molecule: messenger RNA, 3681 nt
Organism: Effrenium voratum
Lineage: Eukaryota; Dinophyceae; Suessiales; Symbiodiniaceae
Source: the annotation of a GenBank genome assembly